AUGUGGGACGCCGAACCGACCCCGACCGCUGCCAGUGAUUCCGUUGUCUUCAUUUUGCAAAUGCCAUCCCUGUGCCCUUUGCUUGGUAUGACGUCCACACGAUUGGUGCUGCUGCAAAUUGCUGCCCUUUUGGCACGCGUAGCCACGUUGGACUCGCAGCCUGAACACGAUGGAUUCACAACGUACUGCUGGAAGGUCAAGGAGAGUCCGCUUGCCAAGGACGUGAACGAGUCGAUGAAACUCGUCGAGUCCAAGGAUCGCGGGUGUCCGAUCCAACUGCGCCUUGAGACUCGAACGACGUCUGGAGAUGGAGAUCGUGUUGUUCAAGUGCUCGAGCCGCUGCGAGUGCAGUGGACAGCACUCGCAGUGUUCGAUUUGACUGCCACGUCGCCCAACGCGCUCAACCUGACACAACUGUACACGAUGGCAACGCCUCAGUCGUCGUCAGCUGUCCAGAUCGUGCACUCAAAUCUGCACGCGUGUGAGUAUGGACCCAGGACAUGCACGCCGUUCUAUCGUGGCGUGAAUCCAACCGACAACACUGCCAACCACGAAGCAAACUUCACCGCCGGAAGAGCGCAAUUCGAAGAGCCCGACCUACGAUUUUCCAAACCAGGGCAAUAUUCCUUGGUUGCGCAUGUGGUCUUGCCUGGAGAGGUCUCGCCCAUCAGGUAUGACUUUGUCGUGUACUUGAAGGUUGUGGUCAAGGAUGGCGGUGGAGGUACAUCACCACCAGUGACUCCUGCGUCGGGUGGGGCGCCGCUAGCACUUUCGACGGAUGCGAGCAGCAACAGCACGUUAAACGACAUCAGCUCAUGCCGAAACGACAGCACCACAUGCCAAAAGGUUUAG
Aphanomyces invadans is the source of this 852-nucleotide messenger RNA. RefSeq lists its product as hypothetical. Lineage: Eukaryota; Oomycota; Saprolegniomycetes; Saprolegniales; Verrucalvaceae. Bases 1 to 852 code for a protein of 283 amino acids. The record is from RefSeq and is a predicted model, not a curated record. The transcript has 2 exons.